Messenger RNA from Rattus norvegicus (Norway rat), 7147 nucleotides. RefSeq names its product synaptojanin 1 (gene Synj1). The record is from RefSeq and is marked validated. Gene Ontology annotation, biological process: phosphatidylinositol dephosphorylation; phosphatidylinositol metabolic process; regulation of receptor-mediated endocytosis. The transcript is spliced from 32 exons. Bases 229 to 4227 code for a protein of 1332 amino acids. Gene Ontology annotation, molecular function: phosphatidylinositol-3-phosphate phosphatase activity; phosphatidylinositol-3,5-bisphosphate 3-phosphatase activity; inositol-1,4,5-trisphosphate 5-phosphatase activity. NCBI's taxonomy places the organism in Eukaryota, Metazoa, Chordata, Mammalia, Rodentia, Muridae. Gene Ontology annotation, cellular component: presynapse; perinuclear region of cytoplasm; clathrin coat.
GAGCUAGAGGGCUCCACGCGAGGAGGCCGGACCCUCCCUCUGCCGGCUCCCCUGGCCGUGCCUCCCGUCCACUCCCGGGGUGACCGAGGCUUCACGGACCCUGGUCGCAUCGGCCGCAAAAACUAGGUGGCCAGCAAACGCCCGGCUCCGCUGCACGGUCCCGCGUGGGCGGAAACGGCUCCGCCCCUUCACCCCAAGGGGCGGGUUUUCCGCCCCGGCAGCGGCGCAAUGCGGAAGAGCUGGACCUGCUGGAGCGGAAGUGACGCUUCGGGCGGCUGUAGCGGCGGCGGCUGCGGGAGAAGGAGAAGGAGGAGCCGGAGGAAGAGGGCUGCCUCUGAAGAAAGGAGAAUGGCGUUCAGCAAAGGAUUUCGAAUCUACCACAAAUUGGAUCCCCCACCGUUCAGCCUCAUAGUGGAAACUAGGCAUAAGGAAGAAUGUCUCAUGUUCGAGUCUGGGGCCGUGGCAGUGCUCUCAUCUGCAGAAAAGGAGGCCAUUAAAGGCACAUAUGCCAAAGUGCUGGAUGCAUAUGGACUUUUGGGAGUUUUACGAUUAAAUCUUGGUGAUACCAUGUUGCAUUAUCUGGUCCUAGUCACUGGAUGCAUGUCUGUUGGGAAAAUUCAAGAAUCUGAAGUCUUCCGAGUUACUUCCACUGAGUUUAUAUCACUUCGAGUUGAUGCUUCAGAUGAGGACCGCAUUUCAGAAGUACGAAAGGUUUUGAACUCAGGAAACUUUUAUUUUGCAUGGUCUGCAUCUGGAGUCAGCUUAGAUCUGAGUCUGAACGCACAUCGAAGCAUGCAGGAGCACACAACUGACAAUAGGUUUUUCUGGAAUCAGUCUUUGCAUCUGCAUCUCAAGCACUAUGGUGUGAAUUGUGAUGACUGGUUGUUACGGCUCAUGUGUGGAGGAGUAGAGAUUAGAACAAUUUAUGCUGCCCAUAAACAGGCAAAAGCUUGCCUCAUUUCAAGACUAAGCUGUGAGCGAGCUGGGACAAGGUUCAACGUCCGGGGAACAAAUGAUGACGGUCAUGUUGCCAACUUUGUAGAGACAGAGCAGGUUAUAUACUUAGAUGACUGUGUCUCCUCCUUCAUACAAAUCCGAGGAUCUGUUCCGUUGUUCUGGGAGCAACCAGGGUUGCAAGUGGGAUCUCAUCGUGUUCGAAUGUCAAGGGGAUUUGAAGCCAAUGCGCCUGCCUUUGACAGGCAUUUCCGAACCCUUAAGGACUUAUAUGGUAAACAAAUAGUAGUAAAUCUGCUUGGAUCUAAGGAGGGUGAGCAUAUGCUGAGCAAGGCCUUCCAGAGUCACUUGAAAGCCUCUGAACACGCUUCUGAUAUCCACAUGGUGUCCUUUGAUUAUCAUCAAAUGGUUAAAGGAGGAAAGGCAGAAAAAUUGCACAGUGUUCUCAAACCACAAGUCCAGAAGUUUCUAGAUUAUGGAUUUUUUUAUUUCGAUGGCAGUGCAGUUCAAAGGUGCCAGAGUGGUACAGUUCGGACAAACUGCCUGGACUGUCUGGAUAGAACAAACAGUGUGCAGGCGUUCCUUGGCUUAGAGAUGCUAGCUAAACAGCUGGAAGCUCUGGGCUUGGCUGAAAAGCCUCAGUUGGUGACUCGCUUUCAAGAAGUUUUCCGGUCCAUGUGGUCUGUGAAUGGCGAUUCAAUCAGUAAAAUAUAUGCAGGCACCGGAGCCCUGGAAGGGAAGGCCAAGUUAAAAGAUGGUGCGCGAUCUGUCACCAGAACCAUUCAGAAUAACUUCUUCGACAGCUCCAAGCAAGAAGCCAUUGAUGUUCUGCUUCUGGGAAACACUCUGAACAGCGACUUAGCCGACAAAGCCCGGGCACUUCUAACUACUGGGAGUUUGCGUGUGUCUGAACAGACAUUACAGUCAGCAUCUUCCAAAGUCUUAAAGAACAUGUGUGAGAACUUCUACAAGUACUCAAAGCCCAAGAAGAUCCGAGUGUGUGUUGGAACCUGGAAUGUGAACGGCGGGAAACAGUUCCGCAGCAUAGCAUUCAAGAACCAGACCCUCACCGACUGGCUUCUUGAUGCACCCAAGUUAGCUGGCAUCCAGGAGUUUCAAGAUAAGAGAAGUAAGCCAACUGAUAUAUUUGCAAUUGGCUUUGAAGAAAUGGUGGAGCUGAAUGCUGGGAACAUUGUGAAUGCAAGCACAACAAACCAGAAGCUGUGGGCAGUGGAACUGCAGAAGACCAUCUCCAGAGACAACAAGUAUGUUCUCCUGGCCUCGGAGCAGUUGGUGGGUGUCUGCCUGUUUGUCUUUAUCAGACCGCAGCAUGCUCCCUUUAUCAGGGAUGUUGCAGUCGAUACUGUGAAAACUGGGAUGGGAGGCGCGACUGGAAAUAAGGGCGCUGUUGCAAUCCGGAUGCUCUUCCACACCACCAGCCUUUGCUUUGUCUGCAGUCACUUUGCUGCAGGCCAGUCCCAAGUCAAAGAGAGAAAUGAAGAUUUCGUAGAAAUAGCACGAAAAUUGAGUUUCCCCAUGGGAAGAAUGCUCUUCUCCCAUGAUUACGUAUUCUGGUGUGGUGAUUUCAACUAUCGAAUCGAUCUUCCUAAUGAAGAAGUUAAAGAGCUCAUAAGACAGCAAAAUUGGGAUUCUCUUAUAGCUGGAGAUCAACUCAUCAAUCAGAAAAAUGCAGGACAGAUCUUUAGAGGAUUUUUAGAGGGAAAAGUAACGUUUGCUCCAACCUAUAAAUAUGACUUGUUUUCCGAAGACUAUGACACCAGUGAAAAGUGCCGCACCCCUGCUUGGACAGACCGAGUCCUCUGGAGAAGGAGGAAGUGGCCUUUUGACAGAUCAGCUGAAGACUUAGAUCUUCUGAAUGCUAGUUUCCAAGAUGAAAGUAAAAUCCUGUAUACAUGGACUCCUGGCACCUUGCUGCACUAUGGAAGAGCCGAGCUGAAGACUUCUGACCACAGGCCCGUUGUCGCCCUGAUCGAUAUAGAUAUAUUUGAAGUUGAAGCUGAAGAGAGACAAAAAAUUUAUAAAGAAGUUAUUGCAGUCCAGGGCCCACCGGACGGCACAGUACUGGUCUCAAUCAAAAGUUCUGCACAAGAGAAUACUUUCUUUGACGAUGCUUUGAUCGAUGAGCUUCUGCAGCAGUUUGCACACUUCGGCGAAGUUAUACUUAUAAGAUUCGUAGAAGAUAAAAUGUGGGUUACAUUUUUGGAGGGGAGCUCUGCCUUGAAUGUUCUGAGCCUAAAUGGUAAAGAGUUAUUAAAUCGGACUAUAACAAUUACUUUAAAAAGUCCAGACUGGAUCAAAACUUUGGAAGAAGAGAUGAGUUUAGAGAAAAUCAGUGUCACAUUGCCCUCAUCAACCAGUUCCACCCUGCUCGGUGAAGAUGCAGAGGUCUCAGCGGACUUUGACAUGGAAGGUGAUGUCGACGACUACAGUGCUGAGGUGGAGGAGCUUCUUCCUCAGCACCUCCAGCCAUCCUCCAGCUCUGGCCUCGGCACCUCUCCAAGCUCUUCGCCCCGGACCAGUCCCUGCCAGUCACCCACAGCACCAGAGUACUCCGCACCUUCUCUUCCCAUCAGACCUAGUCGAGCACCAUCAAGAACUCCAGGACCUCUAAGUUCACAGGGUGCUCCAGUUGACACCCAGCCAGCAGCCCAGAAGGAGUCUUCCCAGACCAUAGAGCCCAAGAGGCCACCCCCUCCCCGCCCAGUUGCUCCUCCAGCACGUCCUGCCCCACCACAGAGGCCACCUCCACCUUCAGGGGCUAGGAGUCCGGCACCUGCUAGAAAAGAAUUUGGAGCACCCAAAAGCCCGGGAACAGCACGGAAAGAUAAUAUAGGGCGUAAUCAGCCUUCCCCUCAAGCCGGACUUGCAGGCCCAGGACCUUCUGGAUAUGGUGCAGCUAGACCGACAAUUCCAGCUCGUGCUGGAGUGAUCAGUGCCCCUCAGAGCCAGGCUCGGGUGUCUGCUGGAAGGCUGACUCCUGAAAGCCAAAGCAAACCCUUGGAGACAUCGAAAGGUCCUGCUGUCCUUCCAGAACCACUGAAGCCUCAGGCUGCAUUUCCUCCGCAGCCUUCUCUGCCCACACCUGCUCAAAAGUUACAGGACCCACUUGUCCCCAUAGCAGCACCUAUGCCUCCCUCCAUUCCCCAAUCGAAUUUGGAAACUCCACCCCUGCCCCCACCUCGGAGCAGGUCAUCUCAAAGCUUGCCUUCAGACUCCUCACCACAGCUACAACAGGAGCAACCAACAGGGUAACAGCAGGUAAAAAUAAAUGGAGCUUGUGGUGUCAAACAAGAGCCAACAUUGAAGAGUGACCCAUUUGAAGACCUCUCACUUAGUGUGCUUGCUGUAUCCAAGGCUCAGCCUUCUGCUCAGAUUUCACCUGUUCUAACCCCAGACCCAAAGAUGUUGAUUCAGUUGCCUUCUGCAUCGCAAAGUAAAGUUAACUCUUUGAGUUCUGUAAGUUGCAUGCUAACCAUGCCUCCAGUUCCAGAGCAAAGCAAGUCACAGGAAAGUGUGGGGAGUUCUGCAAACCCAUUUCCCAGCCUGCCUACCAGGAACCCUUUUACAGACAGGACUGCUGCCCCUGGAAACCCAUUUAGAGUUCAGUCUCAAGAAUCAGAGGCAACUUCUUGGCUAUCCAAAGAAGAGCCUGUUUCUAACAGUCCUUUCCCUCCUCUCAUGCCUCUCAGUCACGACAUGAGCAAGCCUUCAAGUUCACUAGAUGGUUUUGAGGACAAUUUUGAUCUGCAGAGCCAGUCUACAGUAAAAACAAGCAACCCCAAAGGAUGGGUAACAUUUGACGAAGAUGAAGACUUUCCUACAAAAGGAAAGUCAAGGUCGGUUUAUCCAGACUCCCUGGGUAAUACAGCAGCUUCAUUUGAUGAUGACUGGAGUAAAGGUACAAACGUUUCUUUCUGUGUGCUGCCAGCCAGAAGGCCACCACCUCCACCACCUCCUGUCCCUCUGCUACCACCUGGCACCACCUCAUCUGCAGGACCUAGCACAACCCUGUCAUCUAAGGCAUCUCCCACAUUGGACUUCACAGAAAGAUAAUGACAUGGAGGGAAGGGAGUUUCUCCUGGUGUGGUGUGACUGUUUGUUUCUGUUUGUCAGGGUAGACCCAAGAGAAUGGGGCAUUAAUUAGUUGUUAUGUGCAAUAAAUAAUCAGUAAGUGCACUGAUAUCUAUAUAAAAUACCACUAGAGGAUGUGGACAAAGCUGGAGUUUGUGUAUAUCAGAAAUAGCAAAGACAUCCUCUUAACUGGAGUUCUGGCCUUUCUCUUCAGAUGAAUGGAAGAGAAUAGGAACCAUUUUUAAAAGUGCUUAAAACUACUCUAGAAUAGUCCUUACUCAGAUACUCACAUAGCAAUCACGUAAAGCCCACACAACUGCAGCUGACAGUACUGCCAGCCCAUUGUGCUGUUGACGAUUGGUAUUCGUGGAUACUUACCAAAGAGCUUCCAGAGUUCUGGUGAGAUUGCUUUGAACGGCAUUACUUUAGCCAAAAGGUCUGUGUAUAUAUACACUGUGUGUGUAUGUCUGUAUGUAUGCACAAACACACAUGUGUACAUCCACAUACUUAUAAAAUCUGUCUUGAUAUAAUUCAGAUCAAAUUUUACCUAACAGUUCUGACAAUGUCCUUUUUUUCAAUAUCUCACUAUCAAGAAGCUGGCUGCCACUGGGUGUGCUUCAUUACGUCACUAACUGCCUCCCAGAAUGGAAGGGUCAGUCCCUUUACAGAGCUGCCAUCUCCUGUUACGCUGCACCUCAGACCUUCACAUUCAUCCUACUACCUUCCUCCUCUGGUAUGCCUUUCCCUGGGCAUUUACAAUGGGCAGUACAGACGUGGUCAGUCAUGUGACAGAUACUCAAAACAGUAGGCACCUGCCACCAGAUUCCAGGAGGAACACUAUCAGUGUGCUCCUUUCUCUGCACAGCCCUUUCCCUUCAGACCUUUCUGUUUGCCAAUUGCCUGGAGCUUUGCUCUCAGCUGUUGAGUGGUCCGAAUUAGGAACAUGUCCAGUAUAGGUUCUCUCCCAUGUAAGAGGCUACAUAACAUAUCCAUGAUGCUGCUUUAAGGUUUUAGAGGCUAUACCUCAAAUUAGCUGUGGAUUUUGUCUCCUGCACUGCCAGUAUGCAACUGAUCUUGCAUUUAUUAAUUUUGUGAAAAAAUACAUGGAAUUUUUACAAAAAAAAAAAAACAAAAAACAAAAAACAAAAACACCCAAAACCAUAGUAUUUUGAUAUCAUUAGGUAAGCCAGUCAGAAAAUUCCCUAAGCUAUUGUUUUGUUGGUUGUCAGUUGAAGUUAAAAUCAUCCUUACCCAUUAAGACUUAAUGUUCUCUUUAUAUAAAAAGAGUUCCAUGCUUACACCCAAGUUCCUAGUCUACAUGAACCUUUAAAGAUGUGUAUUGUGAGAUUAGAAAGAAUUUAUGGCUGCCCUCACCUCUGUAAAAGCACAGCAGACUGCAUUGCACUUCUAUCAUAGAGCAGAUCUGUUAGGACAGAGCACCUUUGCAAAUGCUCAGUGUUAUCAAACCCUGUAUUUAUAGAAGUAACUCUCUGCUACAGCCGUAACUUGCUGUUAGCAAUAACUCUUGUGAGUUUUAUAUUGUGCUUGUUGGGGUUCUAAACAUUUCAGCAGUAGUAGCUUUUAAACUGCAGUAUUACUAGAGCAGUGUACUUCAAAAUGUGAAUUAAUUUGUGGAGAUUGUGGCUGUAACAUCUGUGUGAGUAGUGUGUAUGGUAUCCACUCCCCAUUAGCAUAAUCCAUUUUAGGAAACUGAAGCAGAGUGUGGAUUGCAGCCCCGAGCAGUGACUCCCUCGGGUAUAAACCACUGUAAUGUCUGCAGAGCAAUAGCUCUUCCUUAUCAGGAAGUCUGGUAGCUGCUGAAACGCACAAAGGAAGUUAAAGUUUGCUACAAAGAACUCAACAUUGUGUGUAUUUACCAGCUCUGGUCAAAGCAGAAAACAGACACUAAGAAUCUUUGUGAGUCUCUGUUCUCUCUAGUAGAUUGCUGUUUAUAUGUAUGUAAGAGGUUUAUUGCUUAUGUGGCAUACAGUAUUUAUAACUAUAUACUUUAUAGAAGUACAGUAUUAAAGUCGCUGGUAUACAUUCUGUACAUAUCCUGUGAAAUGUGCUGUCAUAUGAAAUAAAUAUGUCUUUACCACUA